Hippopotamus amphibius kiboko is the source of this 2324-nucleotide messenger RNA. It is a transcript of the gene NAF1, whose product is annotated as nuclear assembly factor 1 ribonucleoprotein. The record is from RefSeq and is a predicted model, not a curated record. Gene Ontology annotation, molecular function: RNA binding. Gene Ontology annotation, cellular component: sno(s)RNA-containing ribonucleoprotein complex. Lineage: Eukaryota; Metazoa; Chordata; Mammalia; Artiodactyla; Hippopotamidae. The transcript is spliced from 8 exons. Gene Ontology annotation, biological process: box H/ACA snoRNP assembly; ribosome biogenesis; pseudouridine synthesis. The coding region runs from base 136 to 1506 and encodes 456 amino acids.
GCGCGGCGGGGGCGCGUCUCCCGCGGCUCCGCGUGCUGCUACUGGCGCAGCGCGGGAAACAGAUUGGAGCGUUUUCGCCGCCGCCGCAGCCGAGGUGGGGGUGUCUCCCCGCGUGAGCACUCCGAGCGCGGCGCUAUGGAGGUGGUGGAGGCCGCCGCCGCUCAGCUGCAAACUCUGAAAUUCGGUGGCGUCGGCGUCGGGGUUGGCCAGGGUCUGGCCGCGCCGCCUCCGGACCCGGCUCCGGUCGCUGCGCCGCGGGCGGACGAGGGGGGCCCACAGCCUGCGGGUGAGCAGCCUCCGCAGCUGGCGCCGCCGUCGCUCCCGGAGCCGCCGCCGGGAGGGAGCAGCCUGGAGACGUCGGACUCGGACUCGGACUCGGACAGUGAAACAGAUUCUGAUAGUUCAAGCUCCUCCUCUUCCUCAUCAUCAUCCUCAUCAUCUUCCUCUCGUGUAUCCCUCCCUGCAGUGCUGUCCGAUGGAGAAGAUGAUUUACAAGUUGAGAAGGAAAAUAAGAAUUUUCCUCUUAAAACAAAAGAUGAAUUACUUCUUAGUGAACUACCUUCUGUUGAAGAACUCACUGUUGUUCUGCCUGAAGAUAUUGAAUUAAAGCCUCUUGGAAUGGUUUCAAGUAUUAUUGAACAAUUAGUAAUAAUUGAAUCUAUGACUAACAUACCUCCAGUUAAUGAGGAGACUGUAGUUUUUAAAAGUGAUCGACAGGCAGCAGGAAAGAUAUUUGAGAUAUUUGGACCUGUUGCACAUCCAUUUUAUGUAUUACGGUUUAAUUCUUCCGAGCACGUUGAGAGUAAAGGUGUUAAAAUAAAGGACACUAUGUACUUUGCUCCAUCAAUGAAGGACUUCACCCAAUAUAUAUUCACAGAAAAGCUUAAACAGGAUAGGGGAUCAGAUGCAUCAUGGAAGAAUGAUCAAGAACCACCACCAGAGGCCUUAGAUUUCAGUGAUGAUGAAAAGGAAAAAGAAGCCAGACAGAGGAAAAAAUCUCAGAUUCAAGGCCGGAAAAAAUUCAGAUCUGAAUUUAAUGAGUCACGUGAAGAUUUUGCAGAAGUACAUCAGAAUUGGAAUGUUCAUAGCUCUGCUUCAGAGCCUUCAAAAGGAUAUCACAACAGAGAGUUCACAAGAGGAUUUUCCCGGGGCAGAUAUCCUCGGUCUUGCCCUGACAGGCCCCCACCUCCACAGUUUUAUAACUCAGAGCACAUGGUACCUCAGGAGACUUCAGGAUUUCCACCACAGAGACCGGAUGGCCCUAUGAUGCCACAGUAUCCCUUCUCUCCUCCUGGGUUUGACAUGCAUAACUUCUCCCUCCUUCCCCCUCCACCACCCCCACCACCACAUGCACCUGCCAGCAUGGGCUGGGUGGCCCCUGCUGUGGCUCCUCACCCAUUAAUUCCCCUACCAUACUCCCUACCCCCACCCCCGCCCCCCCCACCCCUGCCUCCACCCUCCUCUUCUGGGGAUAGUAGUGCUUCUCGUUUUGGACCUUACUAUUAGGUGAACAUAUGCAUUUCCUGAGAAAUGUGGAAUAUAUAUAUACAUAUAUAUAUGUGGGAAGGAUUUUUUUUUAAAGAAAGAGAUUAUGGAGCUAGAUUUUUAAAGCAUUGUAAAUUACUAAAUGAUUCCUUCAGUUGUAAAUUCAUAUAUAUUGUAACCAUUGUGAAAUUGUAUUCAUGAAAAUUUAACAUUAAACUUGGGGGGGGGAAUCCAAUUAUGUAAUAUAUUUAAUUAAGACUUUGAACCCUGUCCAAUUAAACCGUAUGUAUGUAGAUCUAAUAAUAAUAGAUCUGGGGCACCCUCAUCAUGGAUUAAAAUAUACUGAACAUAUUGAUUAUCUUCUUGGUAUAUGUGAAAAUAAGAUGUUAAGUCCUAUUGAGAGUCUUUGAAAUAAACUAUUUUUAUAAACUUAUACUUUGAAAAUUGAUUUUGAUUGUAAAUGCAAAAAUUUAAUUUAUUUACCAGUAAAUUUAAAUGUUCUAAUUUUUUUUUUUUUAAAGCAAGUGAAGGGUACAAAGAAGAAAAGCCUAAUAUCUUGGCAGAAGCCAUGUCUAUAAUUAAAGUUAAUAUUUAUUAAUUUUGCACAGGCAGGCUUUCCAUUAUCUAUGUAGAUUUCCAUUAUUUGGGCACAGAUCCAGUGUGCUUUACUGUUUAACCACUUAAAGAGACAUAAGGACUCUUCACAUAAAAUAUGUUAUUUAUCCACAGUAAGGAGUAUUUACCCCCCAUGCUAGGAGACUGUGUCUUCUGUAUCUGUUUCCCACAUUCUUGGUUGCCUGGCACAGGUUAAGUGCUUAAUAAAUACCUAUUGAACGACA